Messenger RNA from Vicia villosa (hairy vetch), 810 nucleotides. RefSeq lists its product as uncharacterized. NCBI's taxonomy places the organism in Eukaryota, Viridiplantae, Streptophyta, Magnoliopsida, Fabales, Fabaceae. Bases 145 to 540 code for a protein of 131 amino acids. The transcript has 2 exons. The record is from RefSeq and is a predicted model, not a curated record.
GUGACAGGCAACUGCAAAAACUAACAAGUAACCACCGUGUGUACUCACAAAACGCAGCGCUGUUAGGGUUUUACAAAAACAGUUUCCCACUUUUCUUCACUCAAAUAACACAAACAAUCUUCUCCACAUCACUGUGCGUUUCGUAUGGCUUACGUUGACGAGGAUGGUUCUUCGGGUUCUGGAGAUGAUGUGAACAUGUUAGAUGGACAAAAGCGUCAGGCUGGUGUUUCGGCUAGUGGUGGUCGGAAGAGAGGCCGAAAAGCUACUGGUGAUGCCAUAGUGGAUGCCAUGAUGCAGAUAGCAGCUGCUUCAAAAAUGAGGGCAAAUGCAAUUAUGAAGAAUGAGGACAGAUUUUCAAUAAGCAAGUGCAUCAAUGUGUUGGAUGAGAUGCAAGGUGUUGAUGAAAGGAUUUACUUUUUUGCUUUGGGUUUGUUUGAGGAUCACCCUAAUGCCCGCGAGGUUUUCAUCUCUCUUAAGGGUGAAAAAAGAUUGACAUGGUUGCAGGGCAAAUUUGGUGUUUCUUCUAGUUUAAUUGUUUGAGAAAAUCGUUCUUUUUUGUUUUCGGUUAGAAAAUGGUCCCGCAAUUUUGUAUAGUUUACUGAUCUGCAAAGGAAUGAUGUUAGUUCCUAUGACUAAUUUGAUUCUGCGCUUAAAGCCUAUGUUACCGAGUUGACACUUUUGAAUUUAUCUUAAUGCAAACAAAGCUCUUUGUAUUGAAACUUUGUUUUAUGCAUAACUGAAUUUUUUAUCAAUUAGAUAGAUAUAUCAAAAGACGUGUUAUCUUGUACAUUUCGUAGUUUUGAACUUUAU